UCAAAAGUAUCAGAUGCUACGUGUCACACUGUGCAAUGGACACGUCUUUCCGUCACGUAUCACCGGCCCAAUUCCAAAAUCUCGCACAAUUAGCAUCAUCAUCAGUUCAGUUGCAUCUUAUUGCAGAAUCCUAAUUAAAUUAUAAAAUAAUAAGUCAUGGCAUUUCUCGCCGGACUCUUUCGUCACCGGCAACUUCUAUCUUUUCAAGUUCGGCCGAAUUGUAGCUACUCUUGUAGUUGGCGAUAUCUCUUCUUAUAUCCGAGUUCUAAAACUAGGUGGUUCAGUAGCGGAAGCACUGAGUCGACUCAGUCAGAAUUUCCCUUAGAAAAUGCGUAUAAUAUCUUAGGAGUACCGGAGACCAGCUCAUUUUCUGAAAUCAAAACUUCGUUUCGAAAAUUAGCCAAGGAAACUCACCCGGACCUUGCUGAUUCAAAGAACCACUUGUCUGCUUCAAAACGUUUCAUUCAAAUCCUUGCAGCUUAUGAGAUACUUUCAGAUUCUGAGAAGAGGGCUCACUAUGACCUGCAUCUUCUAUCCCAAAGGAAGCUUAUGCAAAAAAAGUCUGGACAAGGUUCAAAAUUGUACAUGUAUGAAUCCCACAUGACAGCAAGCAAGCAAAUGGAAGUUGUUGAAUGGUUAAAGUGGUAUAGAUUUGCUAUAAAUGAUAUAGUGUCAGAGAAGAAGGUUAUAGCUGGAACGGGCUACUUUGAUGUACUUCAAGCAGAUUUUUAUUCAGCCAUACAUGCAGCAUACUAUGGCCCUUUAAUUGAGUCCAUGGACCUUCUUCCUGAUCGCUUUGAAGCUGAGGAGAGGUCUGUGUAUGAAACUCCAGAGGUGCUGCACUUGGUUUCAGGGCGUGAUCUUUUUGGAAUGGUCUGCUUGGCUAAUAAUAAUCUCAGAUUGUCUUUUGCCUGCAAUAAAAAGCUGACUCCGACGAACAUUGGUUUGGACAUGUGUUGGUCUGUUGAGAAUGCAGGCAGUUGUAUGAAUUCUAAUGUAGUAAAUGAUGUUCUAAUUUCUCCCCAACAAGCCAAUAAUAAUACAAGUCAUGAAUCAGAUGCAUAUAAAGAUUUAGAAUUGCAUGUCUCUGGACGUGUGGUUGCUGUGGCUACUAGAGUCCCUCCUAAAAGCUAUUCUGAUGGGAUUCAGAAAGAAGAUGUUGAAGAUCACAUUCAUGUUUUUCUUAGUUCAGAUGAAGGUCCCUUCCAUUCUAGCGCAGGAUUUUCCAAGGAUUCCCUUUUGCAUGUUGCAGUUGGAUCAAGGAUUCCACUUGGAACUAUAACUGGUUUGAGGACUAGCCCAGAAGAGGGGUCAUGCUUUGUCUACAAUAGCAGUGGUACAAAAACCCAUGUGAUAAUGAAACAUAGGACAAUGCUGGUUAAGCAUAUGCACUGGUAUCAAGUAGGAGAUGAAGUUUCUGUUUGUGAGUGUAGAUGUAGUAGAGCCCGGUUACCACCUAGCAAGUUUUGGCUGUUCGAGCCCCGCUGUGGCGUGCAUGAUAUAGGUGGUUGGUAUAUUGAAACAUUUGGCAGAGAUAAAAGAGGCCACACUGUGUUGUCCCAAAGGUAUUGGGAUGGUUUUGAUGCUAGCGAACAAUUUGACAAAAGGCUUCAUCCAGCAAUGUAUUUGCUUGCACUUGCAUAUAGAACUCUAGAUCUUGAAGAUGCAAAAAGAAGGAAGCGGACCUUCAGGGAUAUUUUUGACGUAUAAAUGUUCAGAAUUCUCAGCUGGUGCAAGAAACUUGUUUAGGAGGUGUAAAGUUGGGUACUUUCAGAAAGUGUAAAUGCUUCAGCUCUGUGGCAUAUCAGAAAUGCUUCAUUUCUAAUGUCAAAGGAUUGGUUGUUGGGAUGCAUUUGUCUCCAAUGGAUCAAGGCCGUAUUAGGUAUUUCUAUGAUAUCUUGGAGGCUUUAAAUUCUUAGCUAUUGUGAGGAAGUCAUUAAGUGAUAUAAUCCAGGGCUUUCAAGUUCUGGCAUUGUAAAUACUUCAAUGCUUCAGUGCCUGGAAAAUUAUAAAAGGUUCCAGUCAAAGCAUUAUCUAUUGAUUUUGCUUUGAUAUCCUAUAUUGAAUCAGUCACAAGAAAUCUUAGUUUCACUGGUGGUGAUUCUGCUGAAUCUAUCUUCUUGAAUCCUGUUAUGCUUAUUCAGAAAGAUGACUGAUAGAAUAUGUUGAGGAAGAUUGGCUCUUAUCCUGCCAAUUUAUGUGUGAGCUCUGGUCUUCUCUAAAAGCAAGCCCUUUUGCUCACUUCUUGUGACAAUAGUUCCUGAAGUUGUUAUUCAUCAGGCAUGAAUGUGAGAGGAAAAUUGGUAAUAAAAAAGAAGAGCCUACCAUCAUCCUGUUAUGAUUGUUCAUAAAGAUGAUUCAUGGGAUAUAUCGAAAGAAUGGAUUUCCUCCUGUGCUGCUAUAGUUCUUUCAACAAUAGUUCUUGAAGUUGUUCACUGUAGUUGUCCGUCAGGAUCGGAAAGGGAGAUGACUGUUUAAGUGGCGGUCAAAAAGGAAGAGCAGAAAUUCUAUUGAGAGUUCAUUUGGCUACAAUUUUGUUCAAAUGAAGGCUCACAUAGUAAAAUGAUAAUAUAGUUAAAAUCAAAUUAUAUGAUGUAGGUUUAUAUAUGCUGGAUUCACUUUUUUAUUUUGUUGUAUAUCUUGAUAAGCCUCAAGCCUUACGACUUACAUGGCUUCUCCAUUUCAAGGAUUUAAUACGCAUGCAAGUUGUAAAUUUGAUAUAUUGUUCUCCUUGAUACUGAUCAAUAAGUUAUCUGUU
This is a messenger RNA of Pistacia vera, 2758 nucleotides long. RefSeq lists its product as uncharacterized. NCBI's taxonomy places the organism in Eukaryota, Viridiplantae, Streptophyta, Magnoliopsida, Sapindales, Anacardiaceae. Bases 157 to 1710 code for a protein of 517 amino acids. The transcript has 5 exons. The record is from RefSeq and is a predicted model, not a curated record.